CUCUAAGUUCAUCAGGCGGAAUUAUGUCGUCUGUGACUGUGUAUAUCGUUGUGUGACAAUAUCACGCACUGGCUAUGGAGCAGCAUGUUAGUGAUGAUGAAGCAACGGUAGUUUUUAAGGGAGAAAACAAGAGACGAAGAAGAAAGAUAAAAGCAUUUUUCUCAAACUCAUCUGUAACAAUGGAUCAUUUAACACUGGAGUUUGUGCUGCCUACCACUAACAAGACAACCAAGUACCCUGAUACCCUGCAGAUGGAUGUAAUUGGCAACUGGACUGUAGAACAGGUGAAAGCUCAGCUGUGGCUGAGGGCUGUCACAACCUGCAUGUGCUCAGAAUUUUACCAGAAAUAUUCCCCAGACCACUGCAUCCUGCUCUACCAAAAAAAAGGUAGUUGGUGUGAGAUUUAUGAUAAGCAUCAGGUCUUCCAAACGCUUGAUUGCAUUCUCUACUGGAAAGCUCUUAAAAAGGAGGUUGGACGAAUUCAUCUGGUUUUAAGGCCACAACCUAGUGAGUUAUCAAUCCAGUACCAACAAUUUUUAAAUCACCUUAUAGGGUACGAUGUUACAGAUGUCAGUAAUGUCCAUGAUGAUGAGCUGGAGUUUACAAGAAGAAAGUUACUUACAACUCGAAAAACUGAACUGGCAGACAGAGACCCCAAACAUUAUUCAAUGGAUCCUUGGACAACCACAAGGCCUUUACCUGAUUACUUGCUAAGCAAGAUAAAUAACAAUCACAUGCUACUUGUGAUACACAGAGAUAUGUCAAGUCAAACAAUAAAGGUAUCCAUAGACGACACACCUGUUCAGGUUAUCCAUAGUUUUUUCACAAAGACUGCCAACAAGAAGGCACUUCUUGGCAUACCAGAGGAGGUCAGUGAAUCAGACUUUGUUCUGAGGGUCUGUGGAAGAGAUGAAUAUAUUUUUGGAAACUAUCCCAUGAAAGACUUCCACUGGAUCAGGCAGUGUCUAAAAAGUGGAGAUGAUAUUCAUUUAUUGCUUGAAUCCCCUCCAAACCCUGAACAGGAUGCGGUCCAAAAGGAAGAUUGGUCACAGGUGGAUGACUGCACUGGUGUGGCUGGUACGCAUGAACAAUUAACUAUUAAUGAGAAAGACCAUGAAAAGGUGUUUACUGUCUCUCUCUGGGACUGCAAUCGCAAGUUCAGAGUUAAAAUCUUAGGGAUUGACAUCCCAGUCCUUCCUCGUAAUUCAGAACCGAUUGUCUUUGUAGAGGCUAGCAUUUUCCAUGGCCAGCAGCUGCUGGCUCAGGAAAGAACAUCUUCUAAGCCUUUUACUGAGGAGGUACUGUGGAAUACUUGGCUUGAUUUUAAUAUUAAGAUUAAAGACCUGCCUAAGGGUGCCAGGCUAAAUCUGCAAGUGUCAUGUGGGAAAGCACAAGCUCAGACCUCUAAGGACUGUGCUUCACAUGACAGCAAAAUCAGAAGCCGUCUGCUUUACUAUGUUAAUCUCUUAGUGGUGGACCACAGGUCCUUGCUCAGACAAGGGGAGUUCAUCAUGCACAUGUGGAAGUUGCCAGAGAAGAGUGAUGACAACAGCAGUGUAAAUGCAGACAAACUGACUUCUGCGACCAAUCCAGACAAAAGCAGUUCAAUGGCAAUUGCAGUGCUGCUGGACAGGUAUUGCUACCCAGUUGCUUUGCCUAAAAGCAAAGAUUCUCGAGAUGCCACAGAAAUGGAUGUAGAGAGGAGCAAAAGAGACAUGCCUAACCAUUUACGGAAACAGUUUGAGCAGAUAGUGGCAACUGACCCCUUGCAUCCAUUAACUACUGAGGACAAGGAACUUCUCUGGCAUUUCAGACAAGAAUGUGUACGACAUCCCAUUGCCUUUCCAAAAUUUUUCAGUUCUGUGAAUUGGGGAAAACAGGAAGAUGUAAUGGCCACACACAAACUGCUAGAGAAAACCACCACCUGGGACUGUAGCCCUCUUGAUGUUGGCUUAGCCAUGCAGCUAUUAGACUGCAAUUUUUCUGAUGCAAAUGUGCGCACAAUGGCUAUCAGAAAAUUGGAAAAUCUUGGUGAUGAUGAUGUCCUGCGAUACCUUUUGCAGCUGGUUCAGGCUGUGAAGUUUGAGCCAUACCAUGAUAGCGCACUUGCCAGAUUCCUGCUUAAGCGUGCUGUAAGGAGUAAGCGAAUUGGCCAUUUCUUGUUCUGGUUUUUACGGAGUGAGAUAGCUCAGUCUAUGCACUACCAACAGAGGUAUGCAGUUAUUUUAGAGGCUUAUUUGCGUGGCUGUGGAAAUGUCAUGCUGCAGGACUUCAGAAAGCAGGUGGAGAUCACUGAGGCACUGCAGAAAGUGACCCGGGAGAUCAAGGCAAUGUCUGCUGACAAGUAUGAUGUAUCAGCACAAGUUGUUUUUCAGCUGCGGCAGAAACUGGAGAGUCUGCAUGUGAUGGGGUUGCCUGAAAGCUUUAAAGUGCCUUAUGACCCAGGUCUACGGGCUGGGUCACUUGUGAUUGAACAAUGCAAAGUAAUGGCCUCUAAAAAGAAGCCUUUGUGGCUGCAGUUCAAGCGGGCUGAUCCUACCACUUUGUCAAGUGAUACCAUUGGGAUAAUAUUUAAGGAUGGAGAUGAUCUUCGUCAGGACAUGUUAAUACUACAGAUUUUGUUGAUUAUGGAGUCUAUAUGGGAGACUGAAUCAUUGGAUCUCUCCUUAUUGCCUUAUGGUUGUAUUUCUACAGGAAAUAAAAUUGGAAUGAUUGAGAUUGUAAAAGAUGCUACCACUAUUGCUAACAUUCAGCAGAGCACUGUGGGAAACACUGGUGCUUUUAAAGAUGAAAUCCUUAACCAGUGGCUUCGAGACAAUUGUGUUAAUGAGGACAAGUAUCAGCAAGUGGUGGAACGCUUUGUGUACUCCUGUGGAGGUUACUGUGUAGCAACAUAUGUCCUGGGGAUUGGUGAUCGCCACAAUGACAACAUCAUGAUAACAGAAUCUGGUAACCUUUUCCACAUUGACUUUGGACAUAUUCUUGGAAACUACAAGAGCUUCCUUGGGAUAAGCAAAGAAAGGGUCCCAUUUGUUUUAACACCUGAUUUUCUUUAUGUGAUGGGCACAACAGGGAAAAAGAUAAGUCCUAAUUUUCUCAAGUUUCAGAACAUUUGCGUGAAGGCCUACCUGGCACUACGGCACCACACCAACCUUUUAAUAAUUUUGUUCUCUAUGAUGCUGAUGACUGGCAUGCCACAGCUGACUAGCAAGGAGGACAUAGAGUACAUUCGAGAGGCUCUUACUGUGGGCUGUACAGAUGAUGUGGCCCAAAGACACCUCUUGGAUCAGAUUGAGAUCUGUCGGGACAAGGGCUGGACAGUGCAGUUCAAUUGGUUCCUACACUUAGUGCUUGGCAUUAAGCAAGGUGUAGAGAAGCGAUCAGCAUGAGCUUGGUUUGGGGGAAAAAAGAUUUUUGUUUCCCUCUUGUUUUAAUCAUAAAAUAUUCUUUGUGUUUGUUAUCUGAAAAGUUCAAAUGUUGUGAAUGGUUUGGUUUAGGUGGGUAAAAAUGCUUAGCAACAGAGGAAUCUACCCUAAAAAAUUUUUUCAUGCAUGUUACUAUUGUGUAUGUACAUCUAAGUGUGUGUUUGGGUUUUUUUCCUGACUGAACGUUGAAAACUGUGUAAUUGAAAAGAAUAUAAACAUUCAUAUGAUAAAA
Messenger RNA from Trichomycterus rosablanca, 3657 nucleotides. It is a transcript of the gene pik3cg, whose product is annotated as phosphatidylinositol-4,5-bisphosphate 3-kinase, catalytic subunit gamma. Gene Ontology annotation, biological process: cell migration; phosphatidylinositol-3-phosphate biosynthetic process; phosphatidylinositol 3-kinase/protein kinase B signal transduction. NCBI's taxonomy places the organism in Eukaryota, Metazoa, Chordata, Actinopteri, Siluriformes, Trichomycteridae. The coding region runs from base 75 to 3389 and encodes 1104 amino acids. Gene Ontology annotation, molecular function: 1-phosphatidylinositol-3-kinase activity; 1-phosphatidylinositol-4-phosphate 3-kinase activity. The record is from RefSeq and is a predicted model, not a curated record. Gene Ontology annotation, cellular component: cytoplasm; phosphatidylinositol 3-kinase complex; plasma membrane. The transcript has 11 exons.